UGACCCCACCAAGCUAUAUCAGUCGUCAGUCUUCCUGGUAAUGUACACUACACCAGGACACGUUCGUAUUUAGACACUGGAGGAUUAUAUUAAUGCCGUUAACCUGAUGGUGUGACCAGAAGAUCUGUUAGAGUAUCCUAGAGUGACACAAUGGGCAGAAGACGAGACAAAACAGCUGUCAAUCCUCUCACCAAAUAUUUCCUGUUCUUUGAAAAUUUUGUGAUAUGGAUUGGCGGGCUGGCCAUCACGGGUUUGGGAGCGUAUGUGCUGUGGGUUAAACAGAAGGUGGUAAAGGACGCGUUCGACUUCUUCCUCGACCCAGCCACCAUUAUGGUGACAGCGGGCUCUGUCGUCGUCUUCAUCUCGUUCUUCGGCUGUAUGGGCGCACUCAGGGAAAACACGUGCUUUCUCAAAGCAUAUAACAUAUUCCUGUCCAUUAUGUUCUUUGGGGAGCUGGCUCUGGUUAUCUUCGUCUUCGUGUUUUACUUCGUCCCGGAUGCCCGAGAAAAGCUUGGCCUGUUCCCCGGAGACAGCAUGAAGGAUGCAAUACAGAAAUAUGGUGUUGUGGAUGACGAGGACAUGGUGAACCUCAUAGACAAUAUACAGAAAACGCUACACUGCUGCGGUCUGAGUGACAAUGAGGACGGUUACAAAGACUGGACCGAUAACAUGUACUUUAACUGUACCCCAACAGGAAAGAGUCCAGAGAAGUGCUCAGUACCGCCGUCAUGUUGUAAAUUAAAGCCGGGAGAAUACAUUAACAUCCUGUGUGGCCGUGGGGUGAUGAAACCCACUGAUACCGGUGGUGUCAUCUCUCUGUCGGAGACAGCCAAGACGUUGGGGAUUUACAAGGUGGGCUGUCUACGGGCUCUGGGGGAGUGGAUCAACGACAACGCUAUCGUCCUAGGAGGAAUCAUACUAGGAAUUUUAAUCCCACAGAUAUUUAUAAUGUGUUUGGCCAGAUCUCUAAGAGACCAAAUCAAUCUCCAGAAGAUGAAGUGGAGGCGUUACCACCCUGGUCCAUCACAUGAUGAUCACUUCCACAAAUGACACCGACGAUUGUUACAAAAACAAUCAAAACGAGUGAAAUAUUUUUACAACACGUGUUUUUGUCCGUGUUAUAUUGACAUUGUUUCGAAGGCUACGAUCUCAAAAGUUUUACUCGGUUAACGAUUUGUCGAAAUUAACAAAAACAGCGUCAAAUGUUUCCGUAAACAGUGACGUCACAAAUAUCACGUGACAGGUGACAGUGCCAUAUCCAUAUGGCGGUUUCUUCAAACAUUUCCUGAGUAACAAAGAUCAAAUUAACAAAAUAUUCAACAGUAAUGGUCCAUUUUUGACAGUCGCAUACAAUUCCGUGUAUUUUAAUUCUGGUAAUUUACUCCAGAUUGAGGAGGAUGUAUUAUGUUUACAGGAACAUUGACAACACAAAACUUAUAAAAAAACAAAACCAAACAACUCAUUCAACUGUAAUGUCUCUGUUAUAAUUGAAAGGUUUUUAUUUAAACUAAAACAUAUUAUUGCAUUAUUACCGAUACGAUAGUUUAUUUCAUAUUUAGUAAGAGCUGUAAAUAUCGAGAAAUCUUUACUGCAACGGAUUCCAAGAUUCCUGUAACACAAGCAAAAAGUAUGUAUGUGUGACGUUUCGAUGACUAGUACGGUAUGCACUCUGUCACCUUUAUCAUAUGUUUUUGUCUGAUGAGGGUGACAGAGUACAUACCCUACCAGUCAUCGAAACGUCACAUAUGAACACCUUUUGGUUGUAUGACAGGAAUCUUUUCAUAAUUCAUACUUACCAACCUGAAGAAAUAACAGAUUCCAAGUGACAGAAUUGGUGAUGAACAUAAUAAUGGCUAUUUUCAUUUAAACCAACGUAAGUAUUUUUGGAUGCUAUUGUUUGUUUAAGGUCUUCACAGCAUAAAAGGCAUUGCGUGAUUCACUGUGUCGUAUGUUAUCUAGUCAACAACCAGACAUGACGUAAAUAUUGAUUUAUAUCAGCAUGACAUUUCCCUUUCUUUAUCACCUGUUUAAUUAUGUUCGUUUUGGGCUUUGUGAUUGCACACAUUGUUGAUUUGUUAGCUGAUCUGUGAUAGGGGCGGUAUAACAUUGAAUGAAAUAAAUAAUUUCUUUUGUU
This is a messenger RNA of Mizuhopecten yessoensis (Yesso scallop), 2134 nucleotides long. RefSeq names its product tetraspanin-33-like. Gene Ontology annotation, cellular component: membrane. Lineage: Eukaryota; Metazoa; Mollusca; Bivalvia; Pectinida; Pectinidae. The record is from RefSeq and is a predicted model, not a curated record. The transcript has 7 exons. Bases 151 to 1050 code for a protein of 299 amino acids.